Messenger RNA from Helianthus annuus (common sunflower), 1990 nucleotides. RefSeq names its product molybdate-anion transporter. Gene Ontology annotation, molecular function: molybdate ion transmembrane transporter activity. Gene Ontology annotation, biological process: molybdate ion transport. Gene Ontology annotation, cellular component: membrane. Bases 301 to 1668 code for a protein of 455 amino acids. The transcript is spliced from 8 exons. Lineage: Eukaryota; Viridiplantae; Streptophyta; Magnoliopsida; Asterales; Asteraceae. The record is from RefSeq and is a predicted model, not a curated record.
UAAAUGAGCUAGAGUCCGAAACUCAAGCUUUUAUCGAGACUCAUUUAAUAAACAAGCCCAAGAUGAGAUCGGGUGGACUAGCGUACGGCCCUACAUCACAUGCAUACCCCUCACCGACACCCUUUGGCUAGAAUGUUGAGUGGUUCCUGACCCAUAGAUUUGGAUCGCAUUGCUCAUUGCCGGCUGUUGAUAUAUAAAUACAGAUUUUUGCUCGAUCUCUGGUUUGUGGGUCUUCCAAUUUUCCAUUCACACACACAGACACACAGAUCCAAAUUGAGAUCGAAAUUGAGAUCAAGAAUCAUGGAGAUUUUCUACUGGAUAGUGUUUGGGGGAUUAGCUGCUGUUGUUGCAACAAUGGAGCUCAGCAAGAACAAUAAAGAUCGAAUCAAUACUUCUUCGGCUUUCAAUUCUUUCAAGAACAAUUAUCUUCUUGUCUACUCGCUCAUGAUGGCUGGUGAUUGGUUGCAGGGGCCGUAUGUGUACUACCUCUACACCACAUACGGUUUUGGGAAAGGGGAUAUCGGGCAGCUAUUUAUUGCUGGAUUUGGAUCUUCCAUGCUGUUUGGGACAAUUGUUGGAUCUUUAGCUGAUAAACAUGGUCGAAAAAGAGCUUCGGUUACUUACUGCAUAACUUACAUUUUGAGUUGCAUCACCAAGCAUUCACCUGAGUACAGAGUUCUGAUGGUGGGGCGUAUAUUGGGAGGGAUUGCAACUUCUCUUCUGUUUUCGGCCUUUGAAUCAUGGCUCGUUGCUGAACACAACAAGAGAGGUUUUGAGCAACAAUGGCUAUCAAUAACAUUCUCCAAAGCAAUAUUUCUUGGAAACGGGCUCGUUGCCAUAUUGGCAGGUUUAUUUGGGAAUCUAUUAGUGGGUACAUUGGCUCUUGGGCCCGUGGCUCCUUUUGAUGCAGCUUCCAUCUUUCUUGCAAUCGGCAUGGCUGUCAUUAUAUCAACUUGGACCGAAAAUUACGGUGACCCGUCAGAAAGCAAGGAUUUAAUGACCCAAUUCAAGGGAGCUGCUGUAGCAAUUGCAUCCGAUGAAAAGAUAGCAUUACUGGGUGCAAUUCAAUCUCUAUUCGAAGGUUCAAUGUACACUUUUGUGUUCUUGUGGACUCCUGCUUUGAGCCCAAAUGACGAAGAUAUACCACAUGGUUUUAUUUUCGCUACUUUCAUGUUAUCCUCAAUGUUAGGAAGUUCUUUGGCUUCUCGGCUUUUGUCCCAAGCAACAGUUAAAGUUGAAAGCUACAUGCAAAUCGUUUUCGUCAUUUCUUCUGCAUCCCUCUUGCUUCCUGUCAUCACAAGCUUUUUGGUGGCUCCUUCUCAAGAAAAGGGUGGAAGCAUAAAAUUUGCAGGGUGUAUCCAGCUGAUCGGAUUCUGUGUAUUUGAAGCUUGUGUUGGUUUAUUUUGGCCAUCGAUAAUGAAAAUGAGGUCCCAAUACAUUCCGGAAGAGGCUAGAAGCACGAUUAUGAACUUUUUCCGAAUUCCCCUCAACGUUUUUGUAUGCAUCGUGCUUUAUAACGUUGAUGCGUUCCCGAUCGCUGUAAUGUUUGGAAUGUGCUCCGCUUUCCUCUUCCUUGCAUCCAUGCUGCAAAAACGCCUUGCAGGCGUUGCGGAAAGAUCUAGACAAGAUAAAGUGCGGGAAUUGGAGGCAGAACCGCUCAAUAUAUAAUGCGUUAAGUUACAUAUUCGGUUUUAUACGGAAGAGGUCAAAGUCAACCAAAUGUUCUUCUUUAAAGGUGUGUGUAAUGUGCAAUAUAUUUUGUCUCUUGGAUAUCAGAUGAUUUCAGAGGCAAUUGGUGAUGAAGAAAAUGAAUGAUAGAUUUGGUAGUUCUUUUUGAAAAUAAGGAAUUUUGUAUACCAUUAAGAUGAGAGUAUCCUGCAGUUUCCAUAGUUGGAUUAAGCAUUAAUUAUGUUCAUUGUUUAAUCUGUAUUUCUAGUACCCCAAAUUGGUUAGAUAUAUUAUGCAUGCUAAAUUUUUACAACUUGUUAGA